AUGGCGACCCAUCAACCCCAUAUCUGCCACGUUGUACCACCAUACUUGCUAUCGGCUAUUGCCGAUAAUAGCAACAAUGAGAACCAGAUUCGCGAAUCCGCUCGUCACACACUCACACUCCACGCAAAUUACAUCGGCAAGCGAGAGAAACGAUUUGCGGCGUUGACUAAACCUCGAGGUAGCCGGACCUCGGCUCCAGCUAACGCCCACGGACGGCAAGGUAUCGUGCCAGACCAUAUACUUCAGCACAUCGCCGAUUGUGAAGACGUUGACGAUGAUACUCGAGCUUGCGCGAAACGAGACUUGGAGCACGUUAAGAAUAUCCAUGCCAAAUACCAACAGCAGCAAGCUCGUGAGGAAACAUCCGAUCAAAAGGCAGCCGUAGCAGCUAAACAACCUUCGGAUACUACCGAAAAGACCUACCGCGCCGUGUACGACGCAAAACACGACUCCGAUGAAGCCAACCUACCCGGAAAAGUCAUUCGUGUCGAAGGGCAGAAAGCAUCCAAGGACGAGUCAGCUAACGAAGCCUACGAUAACGCCGGACACGUUCUCUCAUUCUAUUACGAUAUCUUCAAUUGGAAGUCCAUUGAUAACAAUAAUAUGCAUGUUAUUAGUUCCGUACACUUUGGUCGGAACUACGAGAAUGCAUUUUGGGACCCCGAGGCCGCGCAAAUGGUCUAUGGCGAUGGACACAAUUUCUUGACCAACUUCACCGGCGCGGUGGAUGUCAUUGGACAUGAACUUACACAUGCAGUCACAGAACACACCUCACCCCUGGAUUAUUCGGGCCAAAGCGGUGCACUGAACGAGCAUGUCUCCGAUGUAUUUGGCAUCAUGAUCAAACAGCGAGUCGAGAAUGAAACCGCAGAUAAAGCCGACUGGUUGAUCGGCGAGUACUGCCUAAUGCCAGGUGUGAAAGGUGUAGCACUGAGAAGCAUGAAGGCUCCCGGGACAGCAUAUAAUGACCCGCGUUUCGGGAAAGACCCGCAACCAGCCAAUUUCAAGGACUACAAGGCAACUUCGGACGAUAAUGGAGGAGUACACCUCUACUCGGGCAUCCCAAAUAAGGCAUUCUAUAAUGCAUCUAUCGCAUUUGGCGGCUACUCAUGGGAAAAAGCUGGUAAAACCUGGUGGGAAACAUUGAGGAGUGGUCAGAUUGCUCCUCGUUGCACAUUCAUUCAGUUUGCAGACGUGACUGUGGCGAAGGCAGAGGAGCUAUUCGGAGAAGAGGCGGCGUCUACGGUACGCAAAGCCUGGGACGAUGUGGGCGUCACGAGACGCUCUUAUACACGCACGGGAAAGGACUAAGAGAGCCAAUAAUAUCUUCAAUUGGAGGCAAUGACCUGUGUUUUAGAGUGAGAGU
Hypoxylon trugodes is the source of this 1366-nucleotide messenger RNA. RefSeq names its product Metalloprotease. The coding region runs from base 1 to 1311 and encodes 436 amino acids. Lineage: Eukaryota; Fungi; Ascomycota; Sordariomycetes; Xylariales; Hypoxylaceae. Gene Ontology annotation, molecular function: metalloendopeptidase activity. The transcript has 4 exons. The record is from RefSeq and is a predicted model, not a curated record. Gene Ontology annotation, biological process: proteolysis.